Perca fluviatilis (European perch) is the source of this 1262-nucleotide messenger RNA. Its product is annotated as anionic trypsin-2-like. The record is from RefSeq and is a predicted model, not a curated record. Gene Ontology annotation, molecular function: serine-type endopeptidase activity. Gene Ontology annotation, biological process: proteolysis. The coding region runs from base 12 to 749 and encodes 245 amino acids. Lineage: Eukaryota; Metazoa; Chordata; Actinopteri; Perciformes; Percidae. The transcript has 6 exons.
GUGUGACAGCGAUGGCUCGGCUCACACCUCUUCUCUUUUUGCUGUGGGUCGGUGGAGGACUUUCUGUUCCAGGUGUUACAGUGAGCACAGUGGUGGAUCUGCAGAAGAGAAUCAUUGGAGGUCAAACAUGUGAACCAACUGAGCGUCUGUACCAUGUGAAGUUGAUAAUGAAUGAUGGUACCCAUAACUUCUUGUGUGGUGGAUCUCUGAUCAGUGACCGGUGGAUACUGACUGCAGCUCACUGCUGGAAGGGGACUAUGACAGCACAUUUAAGUGUGCAUCCAGGUAACAACAGACAAGACGGAGUGGCAAUCACAAGACAUGAGACUGUUACAGACGAACUCAGAGACCAUGACAUCAUGCUGCUGGAGCUACCUAACCCAACUAGGAUUACACCUGUACCACUUCCUGACAUUCCUUCCUGUCAAAAUCAGCCCACUGUGCCUCUCGGUGCUACAGUUCAGAUUGCAGGUUAUGGACCCAAACCUGGCGAAAGACCAUCAGAUACUCUCCAAUGUGCUAACACCGAGGUUGUCAGCUGUACAGAUCAAAAUGAUCAAUUUAGGUUCUGUGGCCAAAGAAAUGGAGUGGCUCUAUGUUCAGGUGACUCUGGUGGAGGAGUGGUGUACAACGGCAGGAUUUAUGGGAUCAUUAGGGGCUUGGAUCGCACCAAUAUCUGUACGGAAAAAUCUGCAUUUGUGAACGUCUGUUCAUACAGGAAGUGGAUCAAGAAAAUCACUGGCCUAUAACCCUAGACUGUUAUUGAAACAAUACUGGGAUGUUCGGGGUGUGGUUAACUGUGAAACGUUCUGUCAUUAAAAUGCAUUUCACAUGUGUUAGUGAAAUAGUUGAGUUAAUUUACAUUUGCAACUGAUACAUUUACAAUUGAUUGGUUACAUUAAAUGUUCAUCUAUCAUUUGUCAAGCCAUUUAAGACAAACACUUGUGAUUCUAUGAUUGUAGUAUCACAGGGUAGUCUGAGUUACAAAUGUUAAUUUACACAAUGUUACUGUAGCUAUCAAACUGUUGUUAUGAUAAAAAAUGAACACAGUGUUUUUCAACCAAGAUAUCCUCUUCCUUUUUUUCCAAUUAAAACAAAUUGGACAUUUGCUCUUAUGUAAAUUCAAACAGAGCAUGUUGGAAAAACUAUUAAAGGGCCAAAUAUACCAGUCUGUUGUUUAAAAACAUACUUUUCACAAGUUUAAUCAUUGUGACUUCUUUGACAGAGUUGUCAGUUAAAAUAAAAUGAAGAUGACUCACUAU